UGUUGAAGAGUGGCGAGUUUGUUACAAUCAAAUGCCGUUUUGUUUUUAUACACACGUCGGUAUGGCUUACAAUAUAUUAUUUGUUUGGUACUGUUUAUACAUUGUGAUUAUUUGUGCUAGCGGAAAUACAACAGCACAGAUUGAAAUCAAACGAGAAAGAUAUGAUAAAUUUAUUCCUCAAAACUUACAUUUGGAACGUCAGACAUCUAAGCAAAAAGCGGAAAAUCUGUGUAAGAGUUUCAAAGCUGAAUGUGAAAAUGAUGAAUGUAAAUAUUGCCAGUGUAUUGAAGAGGAUAGGAACACACUUCUGCUGGUAACUCCUACCACAGGCAAUUGUACUAAAGACCAAGAUAUCAUACCUGAUUCAAUACCAAAUGGAAAUUUUUUUCUUCGAAAUCAAAAUUACGGUAAAUGUCUUACGGUAAAUGGAAAUCGGACUGAAAAAGUUUCUGGAACGGUUUGCAGCUCGUCUCUAAACAUGCGUUGGGUAUGGUUAAAUGAAACGGGAAAAAUCCAACUUAUGAAUGUUAUUUCACUCCAGUGUCUUGAGUUUGUCAAGCCUUUGUCUACAUGUUCGCAUAAAGGAAGAUCGGUUAAUUCAGUAGUUAUGAAGCAAUGUGAUAGAACCAAUCAACAACAGCAAAUAACGCAACCCAAGAGUAAGACAAAAUUUAUAUUUACCAAAAUGUGCAGUGGCCAAACGAAUUUUUACCUUGAAAUCGAUGAAUACAGUAAGAGAGCAAUAAGUAAGUCAAGCAGCACGGGACAGGUUUGGAAAAACACGGAUGGAUAUCUGAACUGGAAAACAACUACUUACAGAGGUUGUUACCGUUUUCAAAACAAAAAAUUCAUGCUUUAUCUGGACAAAGACAAUUGCUCUAAGCCAUGUACUCGAAAUUUUUUUGCCCCAAUCUUUUCUGAAAACUCGCAAUGCAGCAUUAUAUGGUCGAAAUCUACCAUCAUGCGGAGUGAUAUGAUGUGGCAGAAAGUUACGAAUAUGGAAAACAAGAAACCGAUUUUCAUCAACAAAGUUUCAAAAGAUCUUAGAAUGUUAAUGAUCCAAGAAGAAUCAUUUGAAAUCUUCAACAAUUCAUUGUUGAAGUUGGAAAUUUCCUGUAAAAGUAAAACCCACGAGUCCAAAGGAGAGAAUCACUGUUUGCUUCUCAAGUUCAAAAAAUUGGUGGAACAGAAUAUUUGUAAAAAACAGUGAAAGAGGAAAUUCAGUAACAGAUCAAAAUUCUUCACCGGUUGUUGAAGAGUUGCCAGAAAUGCGAAACCUUUCUAACAACCAAGCAACUCCGAUAGAAUCUGAAAUUUAUGUUAUACCAAGAGCAGAACAAGAAUACCUGUAUGAAAACACUAACCAGAGAAUAUCGUGUGCGCAAUCCCAAGGUCCUGAGUACGAGAACCCAGGAAGCC
Molecule: messenger RNA, 1419 nt
Organism: Dendronephthya gigantea
Lineage: Eukaryota; Metazoa; Cnidaria; Anthozoa; Malacalcyonacea; Nephtheidae
Exons: 6
Coding region: 32-1210 (392 amino acids)
Source: RefSeq, a predicted model, not a curated record